CGAUUUUCGCGACAACCUUACACGUCAGCUUCGCGUGUGUCGUUGAGCAGACCUAAACACUGCACACAGUUACCCCCCUCCCCCCGACAUCAUGGAGGAGAAGGAGCAUACGGUGUUCUUCCACCCGGAUCUGGGUAUAGGUGGAGCUGAGCGGCUCGUAAUCGACGCUGCUGUGGGACUGCAAAAUCGAGGACACAAGGUCACGAUCUUCACUUCGUACUGCGACCCGCAUCAUUGCUUCGACGAGGCACGCGAUGGUACCCUCGAUGUUCGCGUGCGCGGCGCGACUGUCAUUCCGGCGACCUUUCUCGGCCGGUUCGCUAUUCUUUGCGCGAUCCUGCGCCAAGUUCACCUCGUCCUGCAAACCGCUCUCUUCUCCGACGAGCUCGCUCAGCUCGCACCCACCUCGUUCUUCGUCGACCAACUCAGCGCUAGCAUUCCACUUCUGCGCCUGCUACAUCCACGUCCGCGUAUUAUCUUCUAUUGUCAUUUUCCUGACAAGCUGCUCGCGAAGAAGGGCAGCCCUCUGAAGUCGAUCUAUCGUCUACCGUUUGAUUGGCUUGAGAGUUGGAGUACCGGAUGCAGCGACACUAUCGUGGUGAACAGCAAAUUCACGAAAAGCGUUUUUGCUGAGGCCUUCCCCAACUUACGCUAUCGAAACCCUGGCGUGAUAUAUCCAUGCGUCGACACCAGCGGUGGCCAAGUAGGUGAAGUCGCACCGCUAUGGAGAAAUACAAAGGUGCUCCUGAGCAUCAACCGGUUUGAGAAGAAAAAGGACGUUGCGUUGGCAGUGAAGGCAUUUGCAGGGCUCUCACCCUCAGAGCGCAAGGAAGUUCGUCUCGUCAUCGCAGGCGGCUACGAUCCUCGUGUGUCAGAGAAUGUUUCCACAUACACGGACCUCUGUAGUCUCGCCGAUUCUUUGCAGCUCAAACACGCAACGGCUGAAGAUAUCGUCGCUGCGCAGGCCAUACCCAAAGAAAUUUCUGUCAUUUUCCUUCACUCGGUUCCCAACGAUCUGAAAACUAGACUCCUCUCGACCUCGCGGCUUCUGAUCUACACUCCACGCAACGAGCAUUUUGGCAUCGUUCCUUUAGAGGCAAUGCUUGCAGGUAUUCCAGUGCUGGCUGCAAAUGAAGGCGGGCCAACGGAAACAGUUAUCAGCGGACAGACAGGCUGGCUUCGAGACGUCGGCAUGAUCAACGACUGGACGGAAGUCAUGCGUAUCGCGUUGGAGGACGAUGAUGGCGCGCAGAGAUUGAAAGAGAUGGGUAGAUGGGGCAGAGAGCGUGUCAUUGCCGAGUUCUCCAAAGAGAAGAUGGCAGAACGACUUGAGACCGAGAUACAUGGUAUGAGAAAGAAGUCGGGCCGUCCAUCACUCAUCGCCCUGCCUGCCCGGCUGUUAAGUCUUGCUCUUGUUUGCGUAGCAAUAGUAUAUAGUGUACAUAUACUUAGUAACAAUAAACCUUAGGUAUAUUAUAGCAUCUAAUACUAAUAGACUUUAAUAUAUAUCUUAAA
Messenger RNA from Boeremia exigua, 1515 nucleotides. Its product is annotated as alpha-1,3-mannosyltransferase-like protein ALG2. The record is from RefSeq and is a predicted model, not a curated record. Gene Ontology annotation, molecular function: GDP-Man:Man(1)GlcNAc(2)-PP-Dol alpha-1,3-mannosyltransferase activity; alpha-1,3-mannosyltransferase activity. The transcript is spliced from 2 exons. Lineage: Eukaryota; Fungi; Ascomycota; Dothideomycetes; Pleosporales; Didymellaceae. The coding region runs from base 92 to 1468 and encodes 458 amino acids.